AUGACUUCGAGGCAGAGUGAGCCUAUUGCCAUUAUUGGCAGUGGUUGUCGGUUUGCUGGGGAUGCCAGCUCGCCAUCCAAGCUCUGGGAUAUCCUGCAAAAGCCCAAAGACCUUCGACGCGAGAUCACGGAUCGCUUUAACAUCAACAGUUUCUACCAUCCAGACCCAUUACACCAUGGUCACACCAAUGUUAAACAUGCAUACCUUUUAGAUGAAGACCUCGGAGGCUUUGAUGCCGAAUUCUUCGGUGUCAAACCCGUUGAAGCCAAAGCCAUUGAUCCCCAACAACGACUUCUAAUGGAGGUAGUAUACGAGGGAUUGGAAUCAGCUGGCAUGGAUAUCACUGAUCUGAGAGGCAGUAACACCGGCGUCUAUGUCGGUGUGAUGGUUGGCGACUAUGGGACAAUGUCUCUCCGUGAUAUGGACCAAACCCCGACAUAUUAUGCCACCGGUACGGGAAGGAGUAUCCUUUCCAAUCGAAUAUCAUACUUCUUUGACUGGCACGGCCCAUCCAUUUCUAUUGACACAGCAUGCUCAUCCAGUCUGAUCGCGAUCCACAUGGCCGUACAAUCUCUUCGAAGUGGCGAAAGUCAUAUGGCAGUUGCUUGCGGGUCGAAUUUGAUCCUGGGUCCAGAAAACUUUAUCAUAGAAAGCAAGUUGAAGAUGCUUUCUCCGGAUGGUCGUAGUCGUAUGUGGGACGAAGGCGCCAACGGUUAUGCUCGUGGAGAGGGUGUAGCCUCCGUCGUGCUAAAAACUCUCAGUGCUGCCAUUGCGGAUGGUGAUCAUAUUGAAUGCGUAAUACGAGAGACUGCCACAAAUCAGGACGGCGCUACAAAUGGUAUCACAAUGCCUAGCGCCACGGCCCAGGAGUCCUUGAUUCGAUCCACCUAUGCGAGAGCAGGAUUAGAUUUACGAGUUCCCAGCGAUCGACCACAAUAUUUCGAAGCUCACGGCACUGGUACUCCAGCCGGCGAUCCAAUUGAAGCUGAAGCGAUACACAAUGCCUUUUACAGUUCCUUAGAUGGUGGCGUGAAGCUGAAUUGUGAGGGCCUUCCACUUUACGUCGGGUCCAUCAAGACCGUCCUUGGACACACCGAGAGCACUGCAGGUAUUGCAGCUGUCCUCAAGGCAUCCGAAGCCAUCCGCCAUGGAGUUAUCCCACCAAAUAUGUUAUUUGAGAAACUUUCAGACAGUGUCAGGCCCUUUUACCAGGGUUUGGAAAUUCCAACGGCUGCCAAGAAGUGGCCACAGGUUCAGGAAGGUCCCCGGAGAGCUAGUGUAAACAGCUUUGGCUUUGGUGGCUCGAAUGCUCAUGCUAUUCUAGAGAGUUAUAACGACAAGGGGUCAAACGAUUCUUAUAAUCAAACUCUAUAUGGUCCUCUGGUUUUCUCUGCAUUUUCAGAGAAGACACUUCGCCAGUCCUUAUUUGCCUAUGCCCAGUACUUGGAGACUGACGGCGCGUCGCUCAAUAUAGCACAUCUGGCAUAUACCCUACGCAAGCGACGGACUGCUUUCUCUUACCGGCUUUCAGUUCCGGCGUCAUCGAUCGAAGACCUCAAACAAAAGUUACUGUCCAAAUUGAAAGAUGAAAACACUUUAGUUGGUAUUAAAGCUUUACCAAAAUCUAAAAAUGGCAACGCAAAACUUCUGGGUAUUUUCACCGGUCAGGGAGCACAGUAUGCCCGCAUGGGUGCUGAGUUGAUUGAGAAUAAUCCAGUGGCGCGACAAAUUAUUCUGAAAUUGGAAUCUCACUUGUCUAGAUUACCACCCGGGGACCGUCCUACCUGGUCUCUCGAGAAAGAGCUCCUUGCUUCACCUGAGGUGUCUCACAUUGACGAUGCAGUGCUGUCUCAGCCACUCUGCACUGCAAUACAAAUACUACUCGUCGACAUGCUUCGAAUGGCCGGUGUUGAACUUGAUGCAGCUGUCGGUCACUCAUCUGGUGAGAUCGCUGCCGCGUACGCAGCUGGUUAUUUAACAGCUAGGGAUGCCAUCUACAUUGCUUACUAUCGUGGCUUACACGUCCAAUCUGCGGUAAGCCCCAACGGUACCAAAAUAAAUGGCGCCAUGGUCGCAGUGGGGAGCUCCAAGGAAGAUAUGGAUGAGCUGUGCAACGAUGAGAUGUUUCAAGGGCGCUUAAAUGUCGCAGCUAACAAUUCAACAUCGAGUGUAACUGUUUCUGGUGAUGAGGAUGCGAUCGCAGAACUUCAGGUCAUCUUGGACGAUGAGAAGAAAUUCAACAGAAGACUUCGCGUUAAUACCGCGUACCAUUCCAACCACAUGCUUGCGUGUUUCGAUCCAUAUGUUGCAUCACUCCGUCGAUGUAAAAUCACACCGCAAAAAUCGAAUGGUAAAUGCGCCUGGUACUCAAGCGUAACUAAUAGGCUAGUCGAUCACGAUAUGUCUCUUGGGGAUGUUUACUGGGCGGAAAAUAUGACGAAGCCCGUCUUGUUCUACGACGCUCUCAUUACUGCGCUCGCAUCUGAUUCGUACGACGUGACUCUGGAAGUCGGUGCUCAUGCAGCUCUUAAGGGUCCUACAUCUCAAACAAUCCAAGAAAAUCAAGGAAAUGAUAUUCCUUAUUGUAGUCUACUCGUUCGUGGAACGAAUUCGCUUGAAGCUACCUCGGCUGGGUUCGGGUACUUGUGGUCCUAUCUCGACAAGUCACUGGUCGAUCUCAACAGCCUCGAAAUAGCGAUGAACGGCGGCAACGAUCAAUUCAAAGUUGUCAAAGGUCUUCCGACCUACCAGUGGAAUCAUGAGCGUAGCUAUGUCCAUCGAACUAGAGCGUCUCGAAAAAUUUAUCAGACGCAGGAACCUUUCCACCCAAUGUUGGGCCACAUCACCCCGGACAGCGCCCCUCAUCAAAUGACUUGGAAAAACCUUCUACGCGAAAGCGAAAUGCAAUGGCUAUCCGGACACAAAGUUCAGAGUCAAACAGUUUUUCCUGCUGCUGGUUACUUGUCAUCUGCUAUGGAAGCCUGCCGUCGCCUGGCUGAUUCUCUCAACCAAGAAAUCCGCCUGAUCGAAAUUCGCAAUUUUGUUAUCCAUCAAGCUAUUGCCUUUGAUCAAGAUCACCCCGAUAUUGAGGUUUUGAUUCAGAUGGCAAAUGUCACUCAUGAGCGUAAAAACAACAUCUUGGCAAAUUUCACUUACUCGGCAGUUCUCGGCGCUGGUGCUGACGACUUCACUUUGGCGGCCAGCGGUGAUGUUGAGAUCCUUCUUGGUGAACCUUCUACAUCGCUUUUGCCUACGCGCCCAGCACCACUUCCACACGUCAUUGACGUUGAGGCGGAUCGUUUCUACGGCGCCUUGGCUGAUCUAGGUUACAACUUUAGUGGUAGAUUCCGUUCCUUGACUUCACUUCAAAGAAAGCACUACCGUGCCACUUGCUUCGUGAAGAUGCAGCCAUUUGAGGAGGGUGAAGUGCCUUUGCUGAUUCACCCAACGGAGCUUGACGCCGUAUUACAAUCUAUCAUUCUUGCCUACAGCUAUCCAUAUGACGAACAAUUACGUACAAUUCACUUACCCACCUCCAUCCAGCAAGUCAGAAUCAAUCCAGCACUUUGCAACGCAACCGCCUGGCAGCAGGGACAAUUGGCCCCAGUGGACUCUGCCAUCGUUCCAAGCAAGCCGGAUGAGAGGGGAAUUACUGGACACGUUCAACUCUACUCUUAUUCCGAUCCACACGCUGCUAUCCAGGUCCAAGGCGCAAGUUUCAUGCCAUUCGGUGGAAGCACAGCAGAAGCUGACCGCAGGGUCUUUUCCAAAGCGGAUUGGAUUAGCAGCCAAUUAGAUGGGGAGGCCGCUGCCCGUGAAAUACCUCUCGGGGAAAGUCAUUGUAACAUGGUCAUUAUGCUGGAACGGAUCGCAACCUUCUAUCUCCGAAAGUUUCACCGAGAAGUGCCUGCUGACCAUCCUAUGAGAUCCGAAUUCACAACCAAGUGGUAUCUCAAUUAUGCACGAUACAUCACAGAAAUGGUAGAAACUGGUAAACACAAGUGGGCUCAGAAAGAGUGGCUAAACGAUACCAUUGAGGACGUCAAGAACUGCAGCAAGGACUUUGCUCACAUUCCAGACGUCCAGAUCAUGCAUCUUGUGGGAGAACAGAUGCCAAAUGUGUUUGAGGGAAAGACAACCAUACUUGAGCAUUUCAGAGCCAAUGACAUCCUUGACCGUUAUUAUGCUAGUGGUUUUGGUCUACGAGAGUCUGGGCAAUGGGUUAGUCGAACUGUGAAGCAACUUGUCGAACGCUUCCCACACAUGAACAUCCUAGAAGUUGGUGCUGGAACUGGUGGUGCCACCAAGGCAAUAUUCAAGGAAAUCGGGUCCAGCUUCAGAUCUUACACCUACACAGAUAUCUCAGCAGCCUUUUUCGGAAAUGCGGCUUCCAUUUUCUCACAACAUAGAGAUCGCAUGAUAUUCAAAACUUUCAAUGCUGAAAAUGAUCCUUUGAAUCAAGGAUUCACUGAAGCAUCUUACGAUCUGAUCGUCGCAUUUUUUGUCAUUCACGCUACUAGCGAUUUGGAGCGAGCCUUGCGCCACAUUCGUCGUCUACUAAAGCCAGGCGGUUUCCUUGUCGUCGGUGAAGGCCAGGAAGGUAUGAAUGGAGUUGCUAGCAGUGGCUUCAUCUUUGGUACACUUCCCGGCUGGUGGCUCGGAACUGAUACCGGCCGUGAACUAUCGCCUCAUGUCUCUCCCCAAGGCUGGGUUGACCUCCUUCACAAGACUGGAUUCGGUGGUGUAGAAUCCCAUUCCCCAGAUGCAUUUGAAGAUAUCCUCAAUGUCUUCCACUUUUCAGCCCAAGCUAUUGACGAUGAAGUUAGCUUUCUACGGAAUCCUCUUUCGACGACUUCCUGGAAGCCGUCGCACAUCCAAAAGUUGGUGAUUGUUGGUGGUCAAACACGAAGGAGCUCCCACCUCGCUACCAGCCUAAAAUCAAUCCUUGAACAGUUCGCUGAUCAAAUAAUCUCUUUUCCUUCCCUUGUCGAUGUCAAUUUUGAUGUCGUCGACGCUGAUUCAACGGUGGUGAGCUUGACUGAACUGGACCAUCCCGUUUUUAAGGAUAUAUCAGCAGAAACUUUCAACGGAUUGAAACAUAUGUUUGGGUCCGGGAAAACACUCUUGUGGAUUACAAGUGGUCGGCGUGGUGAUGAGCCAUACUGCAAUAUGACUGUGGGAUUCGGCCGAACCGCACAACAUGAAACACCUGAUCUGAACCUCCAACAAUUGGACCUUGAAGAUCCUGAGAAUGUCAGUGCCGAGGCCGUAGCCGAGAUACUGCUUCGCUUCCACGUCACAAAGGACAAAAAGGAAGAACAUCUCUGGAAUCCUGAGCCUGAGUUGGUCAUCACCAAGGAUGGGUCCUGCCUCGUCACGCGAUUGAAACCUAUUCCGGAGCUCAAUGACCGGUACAAUUCGGCACGUCGACCCAUUGUUCAAGAAAUGUCAACAGCAGACAACAAUCUCACGUUGACUUUCAAUGAAACUGGCUGCUUCCUCAAGAAACAGUCCAGAUACGAGGCUGAACUGAUUGAGCACAGCAAUCCCAAGGGCCUUGUUGACUUCCAGACUACACAUGCGGUUCUUUCUGCGCUAAAAACUCCGGUGGGAUACAGCUAUCUCGUUACGGGUCAACAAAAAAAUAGCAAUACCCCGUAUCUGGCACUGGUCUCAUCCUUGUCUUCAGUUACUAAAGCUCCAUUGACGUGCGCUAUCACGUACGACAAUGCCGGCGUAUCAAAUGUAGAACUGCUGACUAAGGUUGCCGCUCAUCUUAUUGCCAUGAAUAUCGUCAAUCCUCUCUACAAUGGUCAAACUCUACUGGUUCAUAACGCGACCGUGAGUGUUGCACAGUCAAUAGCUACACUGGCUUCUGAAAAGGGUGUUCAUUUGGUUCACACAUAUGACUCCUCGUAUGAGAAGGUCCCAGAGACUUGGAUCAAGCUUCACGACUAUCUCAGCACUCCAGAUAUCGAUGAAAUUCUGCUUACUGCACCUUCCUCGUUUGUCAGCUUUACCGAAGAAGAUAUCACUGAGAACGAAAAAUCCUUGCUAGCGACGCUUCCUGCUGACUGCCUCGUAAUGACAACCAAGAUGAUGUAUUCGUUGGUUGCAUCUGCUUCCCACGUCCCAGCUCUGCCAAUUCUCAAAGAAAGCUUGACAAAAGCUCUUCAGUACGCUCAAAAUGAAAACAAAUCUACAUCAGACGCUGAAUCCGUCACUCUCGAGAUCCUUGCCCGUGAAGGACGUCCUUCACAGCCAUUGACUAUUAUCGACUGGAACACAAACUCUUCACUGCCAGUGCAACAGGCUCGAUUAGACACCUCAACGAUGUUCAAGGGUGCAGAUAGUACUUACUGGAUCGUCGGAAUGUCUGGAGCUUUAGGUCUUUCCCUCACUGAUUGGAUGAUUAGCAAGGGUGCCAGAAACGUUGUCCUAACAACCAGAAACCCUGAUAUUGCUCCGGAAUGGCUGGCCGCUCACAAACGGAGAGGAGCUACAGUCGCCGUCUUCUCAUGUGACGUGACAAAUGAGCAAGGCAUGAACGAAAUACAUCGUAAAAUCCAAGAUACCCUACCACCCAUUGUCGGUGUCAUGAAUGGAGCCAUGGUGUUACGGGAUGUUUCCAUUCGCAACAUGUCAUAUAAGGAGCUCACUGAUGUCUUGCGACCCAAGGUCAUUGGUAGCAUCAUUCUUGAUAAGAUGUUCUAUACUACGGAUCUUGACUUUUUCGUUCUGGUUUCAUCCAUCAACUGUGUCAUUGGAAACCUGGGUCAAGCUAAUUACGCAGCUGCUAACACUUUCAUGUGCGCCCUUGCGGCUCAGAGACGUAAGAGAGGACUUCGCGGAGCCACCGUCAACGGUGGAGCUAUCAUUGGCGCUGGAUACAUGGAGCGUGAGUCUCGUAAGGCUCUGGACAUGAUUGUACAGAAACUUCACAUGAUGCGUCUCUCAGAGGAAGAUUGGAACCAGACGAUCUGCGAAGCCAUUGAUGCUAGUCGCCUAGAAUCACCACAUGGGCCAGAAAUUACUGCAGGUCUUUCAGAUGUUCCAUUCGACACGCCGAAUGCUCCAUACUGGUUCCUGAAUCCUAAGUUCUCCUCUUUCAUCGUUCAAAGCCCGACAGCAGUAUCGGACAAAGAGAAAGAGAAAACUACACUUUCUGUAAGGGAUCAACUCCAGAAGUGUCAAACAUUCGACCAAGUCCAGAAGGCUAUUGAACAUGCGUUUGCUAGCCAAUUACGACGAGUUCUUCAGGUCACGAGUUCAGACGAGGAAAUUAUGGCCGCUCACGGUGCCGACAUUGGUCUGGACUCUCUUGUCUCCGUUGACAUUCGCUCAUGGUUCUUGAACACUCUUCAAGCCAGCAUCCCGGUGUUGAAGAUCAUGGGUAAUGAGUCGAUGUCGAGUCUUGUCUCAUACGCAGUGAAUGCACUGCCUCCGGCUUUCAUUCCUGGAUUGGCUGGUGGCCAAGACGACGGAGCUGCUGACAGCACCGAUGAAAGCUCUCUACCUACUGAAUUUGAUGCGGAUUCUAUCCUGAAGGUGGACUCCCAAAUUACCACAGCACUCACGACCCCAGAGCGUAAGGCUUCACCUGCCGGGCACAAGCAAGAUCACAAGCGCUCUGCAGAAAUUGAUUGGCAAGCGGAAGCUCGUCUCCCGGUAUAUGAUCUAGACAUCCUUUCAUCAGCCACCGGUUCAUCGCCUAAAAACCCACCAGAUGUCAUCGUUCUAACAGGUGCAGCUGGACUUUUGGGACAUCACUUGCUGAACUGGUUCUUGGAGAAGACACCUGCCCGCAGAAUUCAUUGCCUUGCCGUUCGGAAUUUGUCCACUCGCCUGGCAAAGAAAGAGCUUUCAAUCAACCCACGUGUAAUCUACCACGAAGGUGAUUUGACUUUUCCUCUCCUCGGACUAUCUGAGAAGGAGGCCACUAAUAUCUUCGCGGAGGCCGAUGUGGUAAUACACAAUGGCUCUGAUACCUCACAUUUGAAAUAUUUCCCAGACAUGCGUACCGCCAAUUGCGGUUCGACAAGGGACCUUACUCGUCUGUGCCUUCCGAGACGUAUUCCUAUUCAUUACGUGUCCUCUGUUGGUGUCUGCGUGUUGUACAACCAGCCUGCCUUCCCACCAGUCCCAGUAACUGGUCCUGACUCCUUGCUACCAGCGCCAGAUGGCACUUUCGGAUACAUGUGCUCGAAGUGGGUCAAUGAGCGAUUUCUCGAACAGGUCCACGACACCUAUGGCUUGCCGGUCUACAUCCAUCGUCCCUCUACAAUUAUUCGCGAGGGUGAUGAUGCGACAAAUGUCAGGGCGGAACUUGACUGGGUAAAUGCACUCCUGCACUACGCAAACAAAAUCGAGGCUGUUCCACAAGUGAAGCACAACAAGGGCGCUCUUGAUCUCGUAUCUAUCAAAACGGCUUGUAGCGAUAUCCUCAACGCGGUCCUCGAUACCAGCAACCCAAAGAAUGUCACUUACGUACACGAGGUUGGCGAUAUUGUGCUGCCGUUGAAUGAUUUGAAGAGCAUCUCCCGUAAGGGCGGAAAGCCAUUCGAUAUGCUGCCCAUUGAGCAAUGGAUUUCAAAGGCAGUUGCAGCUGGUCUACAUCCUGCCGUUGCUGCUCUCAUUGAAAUCAUGGAUACCCCUGGAGCCCCCGAUUACCCCAGACUCCUGAAGACUGUCCCUUCCGCCUAGAAAAUAGAAAUUAUGCUUGUAUGCUUAUCGUAUGUUGGAGUUGCAGAUUUGAUGUCUUUCCUAUAUCCUGAAUGCCACUUGUGUGUUGUGCAAUUUAAAACAUAGAUUAUGUAAAGUAAGUUUUCAAGCCAACUGAUCUUUUAAUUUAGUACAUAGGCUUGAUGAAAAUAGUAGUUAAUUGUGAAUUUGAUAACUGGUAUUUGGGAAUUCUC
Messenger RNA from Talaromyces stipitatus ATCC 10500, 8915 nucleotides. Its product is annotated as polyketide synthase, putative. The record is from RefSeq and is a predicted model, not a curated record. Gene Ontology annotation, molecular function: 3-oxoacyl-[acyl-carrier-protein] synthase activity; fatty acid synthase activity. The coding region runs from base 1 to 8703 and encodes 2900 amino acids. Gene Ontology annotation, biological process: secondary metabolite biosynthetic process; fatty acid biosynthetic process. The transcript is spliced from 5 exons. Lineage: Eukaryota; Fungi; Ascomycota; Eurotiomycetes; Eurotiales; Trichocomaceae.